CAUUAUAAAUUGUAAUCGAAAGCAAACAAAAACUAAUAAAAAAUAUCUCUUCUCUGCUGCCAUGGCUUCAGAUGAUAAUGAGGUAGUGACCGAUCUCUAUCCCAUUUUCCGACUCUACAGAAACGGUCGCGUUGAACGUUUCAACGAAUAUUUUAACGUGUUCUAUGUUCCCCCGUCAUUGGAAGAUCCAGCCACGGGCGUCUCUUCUAAAGACGUUAUCAUCUCAUCUCAUGUUUCUGCUAGACUUUACCUUCCAAAAAAUAUUAAUGUUACCUCCAAUGAAAAAAUUCCAAUAUUAGUAUUUUAUCAUGGUGGCGGACUUGUUCUUGGAUCAGCUUUUUUCAACAAGAUGCAUCGUUUUCUGAAUCAUUUGGUUUCCGAAUCAAAUGUGAUUUGUGUCUCUGUAGAGUACAGACUAGCACCGGAGAAUGAUUUGUCAAUAUUAUACGAAGAUUGUUGGACUGCCCUUCAAUGGGUUGCUUCUCACAGUGAACAUGAGAACCCCAACAAUAGUAACAAAGAUUCAUGGUUAACUAGCUAUGGUGAUUUUAACAGGGUGUUCAUUGCCGGGGAUAGCGCUGGAGGUAACAUAGUCUAUCACAUGGCUAUGAGAGCUGGCAGAGAAAGCUUAAAUGGAAACGUUAAAAUCUUGGGUUCGAUUCUCGCGUGUCCCUAUUUCUUGAUGCCAGAUAAAAGUCUUGAUAUGCAGGGUAAUGAGGUGUACCGUUUAUGGAUCAACAUAUGUCCAGAAUUGGAAUCGGGAUUAUCGGCAAUUGAUAGUCCAAUGAUUAAUCCACUUGCUGAAAAGGCGCCAAGUCUAUCAGGCCUAGGUUGCUCGAGGUUGUUUAUGGCUAUUGCUGAGAAAGAUGUAUUGGUUCCUCGAGAAAUUAUGGUUCGAUUUGUUGCAGGUGUGAAGAAGAGUGGAUGGAAUGGUGAAUUGGAGUUCUUUGAAGUUGAAGGAGAAGAACAUUGCUUCUUUGUAGAGGAUCCUGAAGCUGAGAAAGCUAAAGAUUUGAUCAAACGGUUUGCUUCUUUCAUCCAACAUAAGUGAGCAUCUGUUUUAACGAUUGUAGAUUGUGUGAGAAACUUGUACUGGCUUUGGUCUAGUAGUAAAAAUGCAAUGCGCUAUAUGUAGAUCGGGUGCACCUCAUAAGUUUGAAUUCUGUCUUUGACAAAAGCGUUGUGUGUUUAAGUGGAAAAGAGUGAAAGAAUGAUCCAUUAUUUACUGAAUUCCGAACCUUGCACACCAGUUCUUGGGAAUUUCUUAGUUAUAUGAAUAAAAAGUCUCUUAUCACUAGUACUUCUAUAUACUAGUCUA
Capsicum annuum is the source of this 1318-nucleotide messenger RNA. Its product is annotated as hydrolase 3. The transcript is spliced from 2 exons. Gene Ontology annotation, molecular function: hydrolase activity. The coding region runs from base 62 to 1051 and encodes 329 amino acids. The record is from RefSeq and is a predicted model, not a curated record. Lineage: Eukaryota; Viridiplantae; Streptophyta; Magnoliopsida; Solanales; Solanaceae.